AUGAAGCCAGGCGGCAGAAUGGUGCGGGUGCAGGAGAGCCUUUCCGUGGCCCAUAAGACCCCUGGGUGCCCAGUGGGAUUCCAUCAUUCAGAGAGAUGCAUCAUGAUUCUUAAAUCUGCAGCUGUUAGUCAACAGAUGAAACUUGGUCCAACGGGCUUGAUCAAGAUCAAGCUCUGGUCAGCCGGAAAGAUGCUGGAGGGCGUGGCUAUCUCUCAAGGAAAGCGUCCCCCGGAGCUGAUCCAGCCCAGAGCUCGCACCCGAGACCCAGAUCCCCAGGUGCACCUUGUUCCUGCUCUCUGCCCCCACCCUGCUCCGAAUCCUCACGUGCAAAGGGUGGUGGGUAGGGGGCCCUACUCCCGGGCGACCCUGUUACCAAGCAACGGGAUGCCCGGACCCUUCCUUCCCACCCCUUUCCACCCGCGCCCUACUACAGCUUCAAGCCCCAGCACCUCUACCCCGCCGCUGCCUCUGCGUGGCCCCAGCGCGCCCUCUUGUGGCUGCUCAGGGCGUCCGCGUCCGGAAUCUCCUCGCCCACCUCCCCAGGCUCCCCGCUCCUACUCCCAACAAAAUCAAAAGCGGUUGAACGGUUCUGUUACAGAAGAGCACCUUGAGGAAGACAAUGAAGUCGACUCCGUUCUCCUUUCAGCGUCCAAGAUCCUAAAUUCCUCUGAAGGGGGUAAGGAAAGUGGUGGCAGUGAAACAGAAUAUGGCUGCAGACCAGAAUCAGAAAAUCAAGUCCAACCACAAUCAGCAUUAAAGGUUCUUCAGAAUCAAUUGGAAUCAUUUCAGGCUCUCAGAAUACAGACUUUGCAGAAUGUUAGCAUGGUACAGUCUGAAAUCAGUGAUAUACUGAACAAAAGUAUUAUUGAAGUAGAAAACCCACAAUUUAGCUCAGAAAAAGAUCUAAUAUUCAGCACACGCUUUGAAAAGACUUUGCCCAUAGAGAAUGAAGAAGAAAUCCUUUCUAUGGAGAAAAUUCAUCAUUUUGAGGAUUCAAGGUUUCUCCAUUCAGUGGAAGAAAAAUUUAGUAGUGAUAGUGUUAACAAUCUCUCUCAAAAUAUAAAUACUCCAUCUACAAUACAUUUCAAGGACAUACUACCUCUGAGAACAUCAACAGAUAAUGCAGCUUCAAAUAUAAUUAUGAACCCUUCAGGAAAUUCUGACAUGCUGAAGAAUUAUAAUAACCUUUACAGUUUUCUACCUAACUCACCUCAAAAUGGAAUGUCUCAAUCUGAUACUGUAAUUCUGGAUGAAUCCUCAAUUACUGUGCCUUUUCUCAGGCAUGAAUUUUGUGAAAAUUUAGAUGAUAUUUGCCAUUCUAUCAAACAAAUGAAGGAGGAGCUUCAAAAGUCACAUGAUAGGGAAUUGAUGCUUACAAAUGAACUUCAAACUUUAAAAACUGAUACAGAUGUUCAAAGUAAUGGUAAAUAUGACCUGUCCCCCAUCCACAGGGAAAAUAUUAAUUUUAUUAAGGAAGGAAAUAUGGAAAAUAACUUAAAUGAAGAUAAAAAAUCUAGAAGAAUUAAAGAAUUAGAGGCAUUAGUAAACAAAUUGCUCCCUCUCAGAGAAACAGUGUCAAAAGUCCAUGUGAAUUUUUGUAAGAAAUGUAAAAAAUUAUCUAAGAGUGAAAUACACAGAGGAAAGAAGAACGAGAAAUAUAAUAUGGAAAUUCCUAUCACUGGCAAGAAUAUUACAGAUUUAAAAUUCCAUUCCAGAGUUCCAAGAGAUACACUGUUAUUCCUUGACCAAACAAAACAUAAAAUGAAUGACAAAGAAAGGCAAUCAUUUGUACUAAAACAAGGAUCAGCAAUAUUUGAAAAUGAGAAAGCAUGCAAAGUCAGUUCUGUAACUGAGCAAUGUGUGGCAAAAAUUCAAUUCUUACAGAAAUACCUAAAAGAAUCUAUGCAGACACAGAAAAAAGUAACAGAGCUAGAGAAUGAAAAUCUAACUCUAAAGACCAAAAUAAAACCUCUUGUCUCUACCAUACAAUCACUGAUUCAGAAAAUUGAAACCUAUGAAAAGCAACUUAAGAAGAUGGUUGAAGAAAAGAACACUAUUCAAUGCAGGUUACUUAAAGCAGAAGAAGAUGGCAAAGAAUGUCUGAAAGAAUUGAAGAAAAUAAUCAGUGAGUAUAAUGUCCUUCAAUACCAAUAUAAAACUCUGGAGGAAAAAAAUAGUCAACUUUCUUUGGAGAACCAACAAAUGAUAGAAACAUUAGAUCAACUGCAAAGUAAGGAAUACAAAACUCAAAAUGAUUUUGCCAUUGUCAAUAAUGAAAAUAAUCGAAUGAGUAUAGAAAUGGAAUCAAUGAAAACAAAUGUUCUAUUGAUACAAGAUGAAAAAGAAAUGCUAGAGAAAAAAACAUACCAGCUUCUAAAAGAAAAAAACUCACUUGAAAAGGAAGUAAAAGAAAAACUUCUAGAGAUAAUGCAACUAAAAGAGAAAGAAAGACUGGCAAAAACUGACCAAGAGACACUUCUUCAAAUAAUAGAAACAUUUAAAAAUGAAAAACUUGAUCUUGAAAAAACAUUACAAGAAUCUACUGCUGCUAGACAGAUGAUGGAAAGAGAAGUUGAGAACAUUCAAACCUACCAAUCUAACGCGGAAGAGAAUUUUCUGAAAGAAAUUAAAAAUGCAAAAUCAGAAGCAAGUAUUUAUAAGAAUAGCUUGUCGGAAAUGGGCCAAGAAUGUGAAAUGUUAUCUAAAAUGGUAAUGGAAAUUAAAACAGAUAAUCAGAUUCUAAAAGAAGAACUAAAGAAACAUAGUCAAGAAAAUAUAAAAUUUGAAAACAGCAUUAGUAGGCUUACUGAAGAAAAACUACUUUUAGAAAACUAUGUAAGAAGUAUACAAAAUGAAAGGGAUACCUUGGAAUUUGAAAUGCGGAAUCUUCAACGAGAAUAUCUUAACUUAAGUGAUAAAAUCUGUGGUCAGCACAGUGACCUAUCAAAAAUGGCUUACAUCUCAAGAAAGGAGAAAUAUCAUUUUGACAACUCUGAUACUUAUGAAGAAAGUAGGAGUCGGAGUAGGCCUUUAGCUCCUGAUUUUAAAGGUAUGUAUAUGGUGGUGGAUUUGUAA
Orycteropus afer afer is the source of this 3075-nucleotide messenger RNA. It is a transcript of the gene CCDC110, whose product is annotated as coiled-coil domain containing 110. The record is from RefSeq and is a predicted model, not a curated record. Bases 1 to 3075 code for a protein of 1024 amino acids. The transcript has 10 exons. Lineage: Eukaryota; Metazoa; Chordata; Mammalia; Tubulidentata; Orycteropodidae. Gene Ontology annotation, cellular component: cytoskeleton.